AUGUGAUAAACAACUUAAUUGGAAUCUUGCUGAGAUUCAGAGAGGAGGAGAUUGGUAUGGUUGGAGAUAUUAGAAAAAUGUAUCAUACUGUAAAGCUUUCAGAUGAAGAUAUGCACACUCACAGAUUUUUAUGGAGGAACUUUCAACUAGAGAGAGAACCCUCACACUAUAAAUUGAAGACGGUAACAUUUGGAGACAAACCUUCUGGGCCGAUAGCAAUGUUGGCUCUUCGUAAAACAGCAGAAAUGAAUUGUGACUUCCCAUUAGCCUCUAAAAUGAUUGUAGAGGAUUCCUAUGUUGACGAUAUUAUAAGUAGUGUUGGUUCAACGAAUCAUGCAAUGGAAAGAAUCAAAGAAGUGGAGGAAGUUUUAAGACCAGGAGGUUUUCAGAUUAAAUAUUGGAUUCUCUCUGGAGAGGAUAACAGAAAUGAUGCCAUAAUCUCGAACACUGAUCAAGAAAAGGUUUUAGGGUUAGAAUGGAAACCCAAACAAGAUGUAUUUUCAUUUAAAGUUAAACUCAACUUCUCGAAAAGAACAAGAGAGGGCAGGACAGAACCAAAUGUGAGCUAUGGUGACUUUGAAAGCCGUAUCCCGUGUAUGUUGACUAAAAGAACUGUACUGUCGCAGUUUGCUACACUCUAUGAUCCUCUGGGACUGUUAACACCAUUCACACUGAAAACCAAGUUAAUGAUUCGCUCCAUUAUACUAGAAGCUAAUGAAAACAAAUCUAAGGGAUGGGAUGAGCCUAUCAGUGGAACUUUGUAUUUAGAAGCAGUGGAUUUAUUUCGGGAAAUGCUUGAAAUUGAAAAACUUACUUUUGGAAGAUGCUUAAGGACUACAGAUGUGACUACAGAUCCAGAGUUAAUUAUCUUUUGUGAUAGUAGCAUGAAAGCAUAUGGAGCUGUAGCUUACAUUAGGUGGAAGAAGCAGAAUGGCACAUAUUGUGUAAAACUCUUAUGUUCAAAGAAUAGAAUUGCUCCUAUGAGGCAAAUCAAUAUACCUAGACUGGAAUUGUGUGCUGCAGUUUUGGCAAGCAGAUUGAGAGUAUCCAUUGAAGGAGAAAUGAGAUAUAACUAUUCUAGGAUAAUCCACAUCACAGAUAGUGAGAUUGUAAGGGCACAAAUCCAAAAGGAAUCACAUAGAUUUAACACCUUUGUUGGAAGUAGAGUUGCAGAGAUUCAAUCAAAGACAGAGCCCAUAGAAUGGUAUUGGGUAUCUUCUAAGGAAAACAAUGCUGAUUUAACCACCAGGGAAUGCAGUCCCUUAGAGUUAGGGACAGGAUCUGUAUGGCAAAGUGGUCCACAAUUUCUCUAUCGUGACUUCUCAGAAUGGCCAGUGAAACAGAAUACAGUGUCUGAUCUCCCUGAUACUGUGUUUGCAAAGGUAACCAUGAACACAGGAGAGAUUACUACACCUAAUGAGUUAAUCAACAUCCAAAAUUUCAGCAAUUUGAAACGGCUUUUGUCGGUAAUGGCUCGAGUCAUAAAUGUAGUAAGAAAGAGAUCAUUUAAAGCUAUAAUAUGUGAUCCUAAUGCAGAGGAUAUACAGAGAGCAGAAUUAUUUCUUGUUAAGAACGCUCAAACAAGCCUGCCACAAGACUGGGAAAAGAAAUAUAAACGUCUAGGACCAAGGAUGAGAGAAGAUGGCAUUAUCACUGUGGGAAGUCGAAUGUCAAAAUGGGUAAAAGACAAUUGGAAUUGUGAUCAGUUCAUGUUACUCCCAUCAAAGCAUCCAUUUUCUGAACUGUAUCUGUCCCACAUACACAAGGAAGAUCAUAGUGGAAUAGAAGCGGGCCUUGCUAGAGCUCAAGUGAAAUACUGGGUAUUAGGUGCGAGGAAGACAAUGAAAUCUAUUAGAAAACAAUGUGUAACUUGCCAUAGAAUAGAUAAGAUCUGCACAUCCCAGUGUAUGGGUGAACUACCUAAGGAAAGACUAGAGCCAUGUCCACCAUUUUACAAUGUAAGUGUUGACCUGUUCGGUCCUCUUUGGGUUUGUGAUACGGUGAAAAGAAGAGUGAAAAGAAAAACGUUUGGAGUAAUUUUCAAUUGCAUGACAACAAGGGCUGUACAUUUAGACCUUUCCGAAGGUUAUGAUACUCAAAACUUUCUUACUGUAUUGAAGAGAUUCACUUGUCUUAGAGGAUUUCCCAAAAAAUUAUAUUCAGAUAAUGGUACACAGUUAGUGUCUGCAAACAAGGAAUUGAGAGAUAUGGUUACUCGGUGGAAUAAGCAUGAAGUGUUCAAUUUUGGAAAAUUUAAUGGUUUAAUCUGGGUAUUCAAUAGAUCAGCAGAUGCCCCUUGGGAAAAUUCUUGCAGUGAAGCGUUAAUUAGAUUAGUCAAGAGAUCUCUCACUAGAAUCAUAGGUGAAUCAGUCAUAUCCUUUGGAGAACUACAGUCUGUUAUGUAUGAGGUGGCCAAUGUAUUGAAUGAACGGCCUAUCGGGUUCAAACCAGGUGAAGAUUUUGAUGAAGGGACUGUAUUGAGACCUAAUGACUUACUACUGGGUCGAUCUACCAUUGAUGCUCCUUGUGGAUUUUGGAAUGAACGGGGAGAAGUAAGUAGAUCAUAUGCAUUUAAGAUUAAGGUCAUUGAUUUAUUUUGGAAAAAAUGGAUGAAGAACUACUUUCCUACUCUAAUUGUACGCCAAAAGUGGCAUGUGAGUGUAAGAAAUGUUCGGAAGGGUGACAUUGUACUUGUUAAUGAUCAUAAUGUAUUAAGAGGAGAAUGGAAGUUAGCGGAAGUUGUAGAAGGUAUACCAGGAAGGGAUGGAAAGAUCAGAGAUGUGUUGUUGAGGUAUAAAAUUAAUGAACCAGGAAAACAGUACAGGGGCCAACAUGACAAGCAAAUGGUAAGAUCAGUACAUAGACUGGUGGUGUUGCUCCCAGUCGAUCAACAAUAGAAGUAUAGAAGCCUUUGAUUUGUGGUGGGGGGAGUGUAAUAUGAUUCUCAUCAUAUUAGAAUUAUAAUGUCAUUGUUGGCACCUUUGAAUGUGGAGCGGGCAGUGUGUGUCGCUGUCAUUGGUUGGAAAGAGGUGUAGACACGGGUUGUAUUCCAGUUACUGUAUAAUUGUUAUUGGCAUAUAUGACAAGAAUUGUAAUUAUUAUUGAGAUACAUAUAUUGUUUUCUUACUUAUUAACAAGUUUGGUAUUGGUUAGUAAUGUGUAUUUGUUUGUCAAGAGGAAGUUUUCUUUUAGGGUCUGUGUAUGUAACACGGAUAUAUAUUAUACCGCACUCAGGGUGUAGGGGUAAGGUAGGCAGAGGUACAGUUGGUGCCUGUCAGGGGUGAGUGGCGGUUGUUUGACUGAGCAUAGUUGGGGUAAUGCUGUAAUCAGACAUGUGGUGAAGUCUGCCUUGGCUGAUGAUGGGCGGUCAUUUUGCUGAAUCAAUCAAUAAAUCAAGAUACAGCAAGUCA
Messenger RNA from Portunus trituberculatus (swimming crab), 3410 nucleotides. RefSeq lists its product as uncharacterized. The transcript is spliced from 3 exons. Lineage: Eukaryota; Metazoa; Arthropoda; Malacostraca; Decapoda; Portunidae. Gene Ontology annotation, molecular function: nucleic acid binding. Gene Ontology annotation, biological process: DNA integration. Bases 57 to 2897 code for a protein of 946 amino acids. The record is from RefSeq and is a predicted model, not a curated record.